Messenger RNA from Ostrea edulis (European flat oyster), 728 nucleotides. RefSeq lists its product as uncharacterized. NCBI's taxonomy places the organism in Eukaryota, Metazoa, Mollusca, Bivalvia, Ostreida, Ostreidae. Bases 255 to 689 code for a protein of 144 amino acids. The record is from RefSeq and is a predicted model, not a curated record. The transcript has 5 exons. Gene Ontology annotation, molecular function: calcium ion binding.
UGGAAUGGUCUAGCGUUUUAGCGCGCUGGAGGGUUUGGUUUUUCAGGACGUGAAUUUAACCAGGGGCUGAUUGGUGCGGAAGGGAAUGUUCAUAUUUAGUGGAUCUCUCAUAAAAUAUGAAAUGUUUCAUAAUAUAAUACACUAGAAACAAAUUUAACCAGAGAUAUAAAUAGAAAUGUUUAUCUACUGCCUACUGCAUAAAAGGACGUGACCCAAAAUUUUUAUGACACUCUUCAUAUCUAAUUCUAUUUAGAAUGUGGCAGAUUGCGGUCGUCUUAUUCGGAGUGGCUAAUGCCGUCCAGGUUGACUUUCGUCCAUACGACCACUCCGCUGAACUUCUCUUCAAUGGUUCCGACUUCAACCACGAUCACAUUUUCUCACGCCAGGAGUUAGAACAGGAGUUUCAAAAAUACGAUGCCGAUGGUGAUGGACGUGUUUCCCGCCAUGAAUAUACCACGUAUGUGACAACUUCAGUUCCUGAACUCCAUGAUUUUGCACAUGCGCUCUACGAUGACUACGAUGUGUCUGGUGACCACCAUUUAGAUCAUCAUGAUUAUGAUAUGUACUACGCUAAACUGGACGCUGACUCGGAUGGAUCUGUCACGCGCCAAGAAUUUGUGGACUAUUGGGUGAAGUUGUUUCAAGCUACAGAGCACCUUCACGGUCACGGUCAUAGCGGUCACGGCUGAGUGAACAUAGUUACGAAAAUAAAAACAUGCACAAAUCUG